UCUGAAGCCACAUUGGACGGCUGGGCGUGGCCGAGUAGCCCGGGGGGCGGGGCGCAGGCGGGGCUCCACGGUGCCCAGCCAGGCAGCAACCCGCAGGGGCUGUGGCUGCUCAACUUCUCCUAGCGUGGAGAGAGAAUCUACCCGGUGGAUCCCUUCUCCCCUUCCUGCGUGUAGUGGUCACUGCGAUUCCAGCAGGCCAGAUUCAGAUGGGCUUGGUGUGGUGGGUCUAGCCGGGGACUAAUGCCCCAGGACCUUCGAGAGAAGAGCCAGGCCUACCCCCGACACCGACCUGGUAGCAACGCAGGCCCUAAAAGUCUCAAAGUCAUCCCAGCAGCAACCAUGUACACUUUCCUGCCUGACAAUUUUUCACCUGCCAAACCCAAGCCCACCAAAGAGCUGAGGCCUCUGCUGGGCUCGGCGUUAUUGGGACUGCUGCUGGUGCUGGCGGCCGUUGUGGCCUGGUGCUACUACAGCGCCUCGCUACGCAAAGCCGAACGCCUGCGUGCAGAGCUGCUGGACCUGAACCGUGGUGGCUUCUCCAUCCGUAACCAGAAGGGUGAGCAAGUCUUCCGCUUGGCCUUCCGUUCGGGUGAGCUGGACCUUGACUCUUGCAGCCGGGAGGGUGCCCUGCUUGGCUGCUCCCGAACGGCCGAUGGGCGCCCGUUGCACUUCUUCAUCCAGACCGUACGACCCAAGGACACUGUCAUGUGCUACCGCGUGCGCUGGGAGGAAACCACCCCAGGGCGUGCUGUGGAGCACGCCAUGUUUCUGGGAGACGCGGCGGCGCACUGGUAUGGCGGCGCAGAGAUGAGGACGCAGCACUGGCCUAUCCGCCUGGAUGGCCAUCAGGAGCCGCAGCCCUUUGUCACUAGCGACGUCUACUCUUCUGACGCCGCAUUCGGGGGCAUCCUAGAGCGCUACUGGCUGUCUUCACGCGCGGCCGCCAUCAAAGUCAAUGACUCAGUGCCCUUCCACCUGGGCUGGAACAGCACCGAGCGUUCCAUGCGGCUCCAGGCACGCUACCACGAUACAUCUUACAAGCCACCAGCUGGCGGUACCGCAGCGCCAGAGCUCAGCUAUCGCGUGUGCGUGGGCUCAGACGUCACCUCCAUCCACAAGUACAUGGUUCGGCGUUACUUCAACAAGCCAUCCAGGGUACCAGCAGCAGAGGCCUUCCGAGACCCCAUCUGGUCCACGUGGGCGCUGUAUGGGCGCGCCGUGGACCAGAACAAGGUGCUGCAGUUCGCCCAGCAGAUCCGCCAGCACCGCUUCAACAGCAGCCACCUGGAAAUCGAUGACAUGUACACACCCGCCUAUGGCGACUUCGAUUUCGACGAGGGCAAGUUCCCCAAUGCCACGGACAUGUUCCGCCGCCUGCGGGAGGCUGGCUUCCGCGUCACCCUUUGGGUGCAUCCGUUCGUCAACUACAACUCGUCGCGCUUCGGCGAGGGCGUGGAGCGUGAGCUGUUCGUGCGCGAGCCCACGGGCCGGCUGCCGGCGCUGGUGCGCUGGUGGAACGGCAUCGGCGCGGUACUGGACUUCACGCGGCCAGAGGCCCGAGACUGGUUCCAGGGACACCUACGGCGCCUGCGCUCACGCUACAACGUGGCCUCCUUUAAGUUCGACGCGGGUGAGGUCAGCUAUCUGCCCCGGGACUUCAGCACCUACAGGCCUCUGUCCGACCCCAGUGUGUGGAGCCGGCGGUACACCGAGAUGGCGUUGCCCUUCUUCUCGCUAGCCGAGGUCCGCGUCGGGUACCAGUCCCAGAACAUCUCCUGCUUCUUCCGCCUGGUGGACCGCGACUCGGUAUGGGGCUACGACCUGGGGCUGCGCUCUCUUAUCCCCGCCGUGCUCACGGUCAGUAUGCUGGGCUAUCCGUUCAUCCUGCCGGAUAUGGUGGGUGGCAACGCGGUGCCGGAGCGCACAGCCGGCCGCCAAGAGGGGCCGGGGCCGGAGCGCGAGCUCUACGUGCGCUGGCUGGAGGUGGCGGCCUUCAUGCCCGCCAUGCAGUUUUCGAUCCCGCCCUGGCAGUACGACGCAGAAGUGGUAGCCAUCGCACACAAGUUCGCCGCUCUGCGCGCCUCGCUCGUGGCGCCACUGCUGCUCGAGCUGGCUGGUGAGGUCACCGACACUGGCGACCCCAUCGUGCGCCCCCUGUGGUGGAUCGCACCGGGGGAUGAAACGGCUCACCGCAUCGACUCGCAGUUCCUCAUUGGGGAUACGCUGCUGGUGGCGCCGGUGCUGGAGCCUGGUAAGCAGGAGCGCGACGUCUAUCUGCCCGCCGGCAAGUGGCGCAGCUACAAGGGUGAGCUUUUUGACAAGACGCCGGUGCUGCUCACGGAUUACCCCGUCGACCUGGACGAGGUCGCCUAUUUCACCUGGGCGUCCUGACCCAUUUCAAGACCUAGGAAUCCCACAGUCCUAACCCCAGCCUUCAUGCAGAUUUUUAAUUCUUUACCACACCCGAAUGGUGCACCCUCGGGAAGUCCCCACCUCUAUUCCGCCUAGGAAAUGGGCACUGAUGUAGAAGUGCUCCAGCCAACAGCUGUAGGUGAGACCUGGGACAAGUACCGAAGCAACCUCCUCCUGUCCCAGUGCACAAUCCUAACAGCCCCCACGGCGGCCCGGACAUUCACUCCAGUCUUUAGAAACCUCUUCCCUGGGUUGGAGGCCCGAGAAUUCAGAGGACAAAGGUCUGUUCUUUCUGUUACACAGGGUCUGGUUUUAAGAGCACACAGAGAAACCUCUCCGUCCCCUGGCCUUUGUAGCCAUCUUUGUCCUCUGAGAUGAGGAACCGAUUCUCUGCAAAAAUUCCCCAAUAGUUUCCUACCAUAUUUAGAAAGUGUACCUUUAGCUGGGCGAUGGUGGUGCACACCUUUAAUCCCAGCACUUGGGAGGCAGAGGCAAGUGGAUCUCCGAGUUCAAGGCCAUCCUGGCCUACAGAGCCAGUUCCAGGACAGCCAAAGCUACACAGAGAAACCAUGUCUCGAAAAACAAAAAAAAAAAAAAGAAAAGAAAGUAUACGUUCUUGGUGACAGCAGCUAGGCCCUGAGUUCCCAGCACACAUCUGAGCAGUGAUUGACCUGGUCCCAGAUGGAAGAAAGAUACAGAUGUUUGGUUUGGCCAGCUGACAAGGAAGCAAAAGGUCUCUUCCUAAGCAGCAGGAGAGCUGGGCUCAGCCUGGACUAAUUGUCUCUGUGAAGAGACUCAGAACACUGCACUAACCUGUUUGUGUAUAUACUGGACUCAACUUUGGACCCAGCCCUGGGCCAGAAGUGCCUAAUGGGCAGACUUGCAGGGCCAUGCAGGUCAGACUCAUGCCUUAAUUCAAGAACUUGUGUCUAUGUGUGUAUGUGUACACAUACUCGUAUCUGAGAGAGGGGUGGGGGAGAGGAGAGAGGUGCCCACCAUGGAUCUCUGAGUCCACAGAAUGAACGGAAUAUCUCUGAGGCUGGAUAAGCCUAGAGGGAGGAGGAUGCAGGAACCAACUCAAGGCUUUGAUUGUUGAGCGCGUUCCAGAUGGUUUCCCUAGGAGAAUGUCAGCCCCAGUUUAAGAGUUCAAAACACAGGUUGGGGAUUUAGCUCAGUAGCAAGCGCAAAGCCCUGGGUUCGAUCCUCAGCUCAAAAAAAAAAA
Messenger RNA from Peromyscus eremicus (cactus mouse), 3634 nucleotides. It is a transcript of the gene Myorg, whose product is annotated as myogenesis regulating glycosidase (putative). NCBI's taxonomy places the organism in Eukaryota, Metazoa, Chordata, Mammalia, Rodentia, Cricetidae. The record is from RefSeq and is a predicted model, not a curated record. Bases 241 to 2391 code for a protein of 716 amino acids. Gene Ontology annotation, molecular function: hydrolase activity, hydrolyzing O-glycosyl compounds. The transcript is spliced from 2 exons. Gene Ontology annotation, biological process: carbohydrate metabolic process; skeletal muscle fiber development.